Messenger RNA from Sus scrofa (pig), 1904 nucleotides. The record is from RefSeq and is a predicted model, not a curated record. NCBI's taxonomy places the organism in Eukaryota, Metazoa, Chordata, Mammalia, Artiodactyla, Suidae.
UUCCUUUAUUUUAGUUGCAAGAAGCACAAGAUCGAUAUAUGGAGGCCGCGAAAUGUAUUGAGAAGAUGCAGCAUCAAGUGCAAAAGCUUGAAAAGGAAAAUGCCGAGUUAAAAGAUACAAACAAAAUGCAAGCGGGCACAAUUGAAGAGCUUCAGAGAAACCCGCCGGGUCCAAGUUCGUUGCAAGAAGCACAAGAUCGAUAUAUGGAGGCCGCGAAAUGUAUUGAGAAGAUGCAGCAUCAAGUGCAAAAGCUUGAAAAGGAAAAUGCCGAGUUAAAAGAUACAAACAAAAUGCAAGCGGGCACAAUUGAAGAGCUUCAGAGAAACCCGCCGGGUCCAAGUUCGUUGCAAGAAGCACAAGAUCGAUAUAUGGAGGCCGCGAAAUGUAUUGAGAAGAUGCAGCAUCAAGUGCAAAAGCUUGAAAAGGAAAAUGCCGAGUUAAAAGAUACAAACAAAAUGCAAGCGGGCACAAUUGAAGAGCUUCAGAGAAACCCGCCGGGUCCAAGUUCGUUGCAAGAAGCACAAGAUCGAUAUAUGGAGGCCGCGAAAUGUAUUGAGAAGAUGCAGCAUCAAGUGCAAAAGCUUGAAAAGGAAAAUGCCGAGUUAAAAGAUACAAACAAAAUGCAAGCGGGCACAAUUGAAGAGCUUCAGAGAAACCCGCCGGGUCCAAGUUCGUUGCAAGAAGCACAAGAUCGAUAUAUGGAGGCCGCGAAAUGUAUUGAGAAGAUGCAGCAUCAAGUGCAAAAGCUUGAAAAGGAAAAUGCCGAGUUAAAAGAUACAAACAAAAUGCAAGCGGGCACAAUUGAAGAGCUUCAGAGAAACCCGCCGGGUCCAAGUUCGUUGCAAGAAGCACAAGAUCGAUAUAUGGAGGCCGCGAAAUGUAUUGAGAAGAUGCAGCAUCAAGUGCAAAAGCUUGAAAAGGAAAAUGCCGAGUUAAAAGAUACAAACAAAAUGCAAGCGGGCACAAUUGAAGAGCUUCAGAGAAACCCGCCGGGUCCAAGUUCGUUGCAAGAAGCACAAGAUCGAUAUAUGGAGGCCGCGAAAUGUAUUGAGAAGAUGCAGCAUCAAGUGCAAAAGCUUGAAAAGGAAAAUGCCGAGUUAAAAGAUACAAACAAAAUGCAAGCGGGCACAAUUGAAGAGCUUCAGAGAAACCCGCCGGGUCCAAGUUCGUUGCAAGAAGCACAAGAUCGAUAUAUGGAGGCCGCGAAAUGUAUUGAGAAGAUGCAGCAUCAAGUGCAAAAGCUUGAAAAGGAAAAUGCCGAGUUAAAAGAUACAAACAAAAUGCAAGCGGGCACAAUUGAAGAGCUUCAGAGAAACCCGCCGGGUCCAAGUUCGUUGCAAGAAGCACAAGAUCGAUAUAUGGAGGCCGCGAAAUGUAUUGAGAAGAUGCAGCAUCAAGUGCAAAAGCUUGAAAAGGAAAAUGCCGAGUUAAAAGAUACAAACAAAAUGCAAGCGGGCACAAUUGAAGAGCUUCAGAGAAACCCGCCGGGUCCAAGUUCGUUGCAAGAAGCACAAGAUCGAUAUAUGGAGGCCGCGAAAUGUAUUGAGAAGAUGCAGCAUCAAGUGCAAAAGCUUGAAAAGGAAAAUGCCGAGUUAAAAGAUACAAACAAAAUGCAAGCGGGCACAAUUGAAGAGCUUCAGAGAAACCCGCCGGGUCCAAGUUCGUUGCAAGAAGCACAAGAUCGAUAUAUGGAGGCCGCGAAAUGUAUUGAGAAGAUGCAGCAUCAAGUGCAAAAGCUUGAAAAGGAAAAUGCCGAGUUAAAAGAUACAAACAAAAUGCAAGCGGGCACAAUUGAAGAGCUUCAGAGAAACCCGCCGGGUCCAAGUUCGUUGCAAGAAGCACAAGAUCGAUAUAUGGAGGCCGCGAAAUGUAUUGAGAAGAGCAGCAUCAAGUGCAAAAAGUAA